CAGCACAAAAGAAUGGCCGCAAACAGCUGGUUCUCGGUGCUCACCUCCACCGGCGGCUCUCUUACAUCUCACCGUCUCUUUUCAACAUCACUAAGACCCUCUUCUUUCUUCAUUCCUAAAGCUGAUUCCCAAAAUCAAAACCAUAAGAGAAAAGUUCUCAACAAGUCAUCCUCCUCUCCUCCUGAGAAAGUAGCUGGUAAACAGAAGUUUUCACGGAGAUCAAAAAAUGAAGGGCCUUUUGCAAAUGCAGAUGGCAGGAGUAGUUCAAGUGAAACAGGACGAUCUCAAUCAACAGCAAUUAAAUCAUUUGGUCUGCAGAAAAAAGGGAAAGGAAUUAUGUUAGAUUCAAAGGACCAGCAGGUAGAAACUGGCAGCAUUCAAGAUGCAGCUUUUCUUAAUGCUGUUGUGAAGGUUUACUGUACACAUACUGCUCCAGAUUAUUCCCUUCCUUGGCAGAAACAAAGACAGUUCACAAGUACUGGAAGUGCUUUCAUGAUUGGUGAUGGGAAGCUCUUGACGAAUGCGCAUUGUGUUGAACAUGAUACACAGGUCAAAGUGAAGAAAAGGGGAGAUGACACAAAAUAUGUUGCUAAGGUUCUAGCUAGAGGGGUAGCGUGUGACAUAGCUUUGCUAUCCGUGGAAAGCAAGGAAUUCUGGGAGGGAGCUGAGCCCCUUAGUUUUGGACGGUUGCCUCGUCUGCAGGAUGCUGUAACUGUGGUUGGCUAUCCACUUGGAGGAGAUACAAUCUCUGUGACAAAGGGGGUGGUGUCAAGAAUUGAGGUUACAUCAUAUGCUCGUGGAUCAUCUGAGCUGCUGGGCAUUCAAAUAGAUGCAGCAAUAAAUCCUGGUAAUAGUGGUGGUCCUGCAUUCAAUGAUGAUGGAGAUUGCAUUGGAGUUGCAUUUCAGGUUUACAGAUCCGAUGAUGCUGAAAAUAUUGGUUAUGUAAUACCUACUACAGUUGUAUCUCAUUUUUUGGAAGACUACGAGAGGAAUGGGAAGUAUUGUGGCUUUCCUUGCCUUGGGGUGUUGUUGCAAAAAUUGGAAAAUCCAGCGCUACGUGCCUGCUUAAAAGUGCCAUCUAACGAGGGUGUACUCGUCCGGAAAGUUGAGCCCACUUCUGACAUCAGUAAUGUUGUGAAAGAGGGCGAUGUCAUUGUUAGCUUUGAUGGUGUUCAUGUUGGGUGUGAAGGAACAGUGCCGUUUCGAUCAAGUGAACGUAUAGCUUUUCGCUAUCUCAUUAGUCAAAAAUUCACUGGUGAUUCAGUUGAGCUUGGUAUCAUUAGAGCGGGAGAAUUUAUGAAAGUUCAAGCAGUUUUGAAGCCGCGUGUGCAUUUGGUUCCUUAUCACAUAGAAGGUGGUCAGCCUUCAUACCUAAUAGUUGCAGGCUUGGUGUUUACCCCACUAUCCGAACCACUAAUAGAGGAAGAAGAAGAUAGCAUUGGGCUAAAACUAUUGACCAAGGCUCGAUACUCUUUGGCCAAGUUCGAAGGUGAACAGAUUGUUGUACUAUCUCAGGUCUUGGCAAAUGAAGUAAAUAUUGGAUAUGAGGAUAUGAGCAAUGAGCAGGUCUUGAAGUUGAAUGGCACCCGAAUUAAAAACAUUCACCAUUUGGCUCAUCUUGUAGAUUCAUCCAAGGGCAAAUAUUUAGUGUUUGAAUUUGAAGACAAUAUUCUGGUGGUUCUGGAAAGGGAGGAAGCCAUGUCUGCCUCAGCUAGUAUUCUCAAAGACUACGGCAUUCCAGCUGAAAGAUCAUCAGAUCUUCUGGGACAGUAUGUUGAUUCCACCAUUGAACAAAGUGAAGCAACCAAUCACGGUGAAUUUGGCUAUGAAGGGCUUCUUUGGGCUUGAUCACUUAACAUAUGAAGCUUGAUCUUGAUUCUCACUUGAAGGCAGCCAUCUUCCAAAGUGUUUCAUGAAUAAGAUGGUUAUUCUUGCAGAAAAAGAUCUAUUGUCACAUUUGUAAACUUGACAGGGGGAAGAACUCAGAUAAACAGGCAAAAUCUGCAUGGUGACUCUACACAACAGCGCUUACUUGGCUACCUCCUUUGGUUUUAAAACAAGAUUGGCCCGCAAAG
This is a messenger RNA of Solanum verrucosum, 2075 nucleotides long. RefSeq names its product protease Do-like 2, chloroplastic. Gene Ontology annotation, molecular function: serine-type endopeptidase activity; protein binding. NCBI's taxonomy places the organism in Eukaryota, Viridiplantae, Streptophyta, Magnoliopsida, Solanales, Solanaceae. The transcript has 21 exons. The record is from RefSeq and is a predicted model, not a curated record. Gene Ontology annotation, biological process: proteolysis. Bases 13 to 1848 code for a protein of 611 amino acids.